AUGGCAAGACGAAGGUUUAAGAAGUUCAGCACUCUGGAGCUUGUGCUCAUUGUUCUGCUGCUUGUUCUGUUCAUCAUCGCGGUGGUUCUAAUCGUGCUCUUAGCCAACUCCAAGGAACCAAAUGCCUCAGAUGCUGAAACAACUGGCACUCCAGACACUACAAUUACCAGGACCACUCUUAACUCUCCCAAUUGCCCAGUGCUAAGUGAGCUGGAACGGAUAAACUGCAUCCCUGACAAAUCAUCUGACAAGGCCACAUGUGAUGAGCGUGGCUGCUGUUGGGAUCCUCAGGGAUCUAUCAGUCUUCCUUGCUACUAUUCCAGAAAUCAUGGCUACAAAAUGGAGAGUGACUCUGUAGACACAAAUGCAGGAUUCACAGCUGCACUGAAGAACUUACCUUCUGCACCCGUGUUCGGAAAUGGCAUCGAGAACAUCCUGCUUACAGCAGAGUACCAGACAUCGAACCGCUUCCACUUUAAGUUGACUGACCAAACCAAGGACAGGUACGAAGUGCCCCAUGAGCAUGUGAAACCCUUCAGUGGAAAUGCUGCUUCUUCCUUGAACUACAACGUUGAGGUCUCCAAGGAGCCAUUUGGCAUCAAAGUCACCAGAAAAAGCAAUAACCGUGUGCUGUUUGACUCAAGUAUUGGGCCCCUUCUCUUUUCUGACCAGUUCCUGCAGCUUUCUACCCGCCUGCCAAGUGCUAAUGUAUAUGGUCUGGGUGAACAUGUGCACCAGCAGUACCGACAUGAUAUGAAUUGGAAGACGUGGUCCAUGUUUGCCAGAGACACAACCCCGAAUGAGGACGGAUAUAACUUGUAUGGUGUGCAGACAUUCUUCCUGUGCCUUGAAGAUAGUAGUGGAUUGUCCUUUGGGGUGUUUCUGAUGAACAGCAAUGCCAUGGAGGUUACCCUUCAGCCUACCCCAGCAAUCACAUACCGCACCAUUGGGGGAAUUUUGGACUUCUAUGUGUUCUUGGGGAACACACCUGAGCAAGUUGUUCAAGAAUAUCUAGAGCUCAUUGGACGGCCAGCUCUGCCUUCAUACUGGUCACUUGGGUUUCAGCUCAGCCGGUAUGAUUAUGAAACCCUAGACAAUAUGAAAGCAGUCGUGGAGAGAAACCGUGCAGCACAACUCCCUUAUGAUGUUCAGCAUGCUGAUAUUGAUUAUAUGGACCAGAGGAGGGACUUCACUUAUGACCUGGUGAAUUUUAAAGGCUUCCCAGAGUUUGUUAAGGAGCUACACAAUAAUGGACAGAAACUUGUUAUCAUUUUGGAUCCAGCCAUUUCCAACAACUCAUUCUUAAGUAAUCCCUAUGGCCCAUACGACAGGGGUUCAGAACUGAAAAUCUGGGUGAAUAGUUCUGAUGGCAUCAAUGCACUCAUUGGAGAGGUCUGGCCUGGAACAACUGUGUUCCCUGAUUACACCAGUCCCAAAUGUACUGAUUGGUGGACAAACGAAUUUGAGCGUUUCCACCGUGUAGUAGAGUUUGAUGGAAUUUGGAUUGAUAUGAAUGAAGUCUCCAACUUUGUUGAUGGUUCAGUUUCUGAAUGUUCCCAAAACAACUUGAAUAAUCCCCCAUUCACACCAAAGGUCCUGGAUGGGUACUUGUUCUCUAAGACUCUCUGCAUGGAUGCAGUUCAACACUGGGGGAAGCAUUAUGAUGUCCACAAUCUGUACGGAUAUUCCAUGGCCAUUGCCACAGCAGAAGCCAUGAAGAUCCUGUUCCCAGAGAAGAGAAGCUUCAUCCUAACACGUUCUACCUUCGCUGGUUCUGGCAAAUUUGCAGCCCACUGGUUAGGAGAUAACACUGCCACCUGGAAGGACCUUCAGUGGUCUAUCCCAGGCAUGCUUGAGUUCAACCUCUUCGGUAUCCCAAUGGUAGGGGCCGAUAUAUGUGGCUUUGCCCAGGACACAUAUGAGGAGCUCUGCAGGCGCUGGAUGCAGCUGGGGGCAUUUUAUCCGUUUUCCCGGAAUCACAAUGGCCAAGGCUACAAGGACCAGGAUCCUGCUUCUUUUGGAGCUGACUCCUUGCUGUUGAAUUCGUCUAGGCACUACCUUAACAUCCGCUACACUCUGCUGCCUUACCUCUAUACUCUUUUCUACAGAGCACACAGCCGGGGAGACACCGUAGCUAGGCCUCUUCUGCAUGAGUUCUAUGAAGACAGCAAUACUUGGGGCAUAGACCGGCAAUUUCUGUGGGGACCAGGUCUCCUCAUCACUCCUGUUCUGGAUCAGGGUGCAGAGAAAGUGAAAGCAUAUGUGCCUAAUGCCACCUGGUACGACUAUGAGACCGGAGAGCAAUUGGCAUGGAGACAGCAAAGCAUUGAGAUGGAACUUCCUGGAGACAAGAUUGGACUUCACCUUCGAGGGGGCUACAUCUUCCCCACACAACAGCCAGCCACAACCACAGAAGUCAGCCGGAAGAAUCCUCUUGGUCUUAUCAUUGCUCUGGAUGAGAACAAAGAAGCAAAAGGAGAGCUGUUCUGGGAUGAUGGGGAGUCGAAGGAUACUGUGGACAAAAACAUGUACCUUUUCAGUGAAUUUUCUGUCACUCAAAACCGUUUGGAUGUGACAAUUUCAAGUCCAAACUACAAGGAUCCCAAUAACCUAGAAUUCCAGGAAAUCAAAAUCCUUGGGACCCAGGAAUUCCGCAAUGUUAGAGUGAGACAGAAUGGGGCUCUCCUUCAAAUGUCUCCUCAAGUCACUUACAAUUCAAACCUGAAGGUUGCCACCAUCACAAAUAUCCAUCUCAUGCUGGGAGAAGCAUAUACAGUUGAGUGGGGCUUCUCCACAAGGGAGGAGGAAAGGAUAGACUGCUAUCCAGAUGAGCAUGGUGUUUCUGAGGCAAACUGCACUGCUCGAGGUUGCAUCUGGGAGGUAUCCAGCACUCCUGGGGUCCCUCAUUGCUACUUUGCUAAUGAGCUGUACUCAGUCAGCAACAUUCAGUAUGACUCACAUGGGGCCACAGCUGACAUCACCUUGAAGGCUUCUUCUUAUAGCAAUGCCUUCCCCUCUACACCUGUGAAUCAACUCCAAUUGAAAGUGACCUACCACAAGAAUGAAAUGCUGCAGUUUAAGAUCUAUGAUCCCAACCACAGUCGAUAUGAAGUCCCAGUCCCUCUGAACAUCCCCAGUGCUCCAUCAAGCACUGAAGACCGUCUAUAUGAUGUCCUCAUCAAGGAGAAUCCAUUUGGGAUUCAAAUUCGCCGGAAGAGUACAGGCACUGUAAUCUGGAACUCUCAGGUCCUUGGCUUCACCUUCAAUGACAUGUUCAUUCGCAUCUCCACCCGCCUGCCCUCCACAUACAUCUAUGGCUUUGGAGAAACUGAGCACACGACCUUCAAGACAGACCUGAACUGGCAUACGUGGGGCAUGUUUUCCAGGGAUGAACCUCCAGGGUAUAAGAAGAAUUCCUAUGGUGUCCACCCUUACUACAUGGGGCUGGAGGAGGAUGGCAAUGCCCAUGGAGUCCUCCUGAUGAACAGCAAUGCUAUGGAUGUGACCUUCCAGCCUCUGCCUGCCCUGACAUACCGAACCACAGGGGGCAUUCUGGACUUCUAUGUGUUCUUGGGCCCAACUCCAGAGAUUGUCACUCAGCAAUACACAGAGCUGAUUGGUCGGCCCGUGAUGGUACCUUACUGGUCCCUGGGAUUCCAGCUGUGUCGCUAUGGAUAUGAGAAUGAUGCUGAGAUCGCCAACUUGUAUGAUGAAAUGGUGGCUAAGCAGAUCCCCUAUGAUGUGCAGUACUCAGACAUUGACUACAUGGAGAGACAGCUGGACUUCAAGCUCAGCCCCAUGUUCCUUGGGUUACCAGCCCUGAUCCAUCGCAUGAAGGACGAUGGGAUGCGGGUCAUCCUUAUUCUGGAUCCAGCCAUUUCAGGCAAUGAAACACAGCCUUAUCCUGCCUUCACUAAUGGUUUGGCAAAUGACGUCUUCAUCAGAUAUCCCAAUAAUGGAGACAUUGUCUGGGGAAAGGUCUGGCCCGAUUACCCUGAUAUUGUUGUGAACUCUUCUCUGGACUGGGACAUUCAAGUAGAGCAAUACCGAGCUUAUGUGGCCUUCCCAGACUUUUUCCGGAAUUCAACUGCCCCAUGGUGGAAGCAGGAGAUCCAAGAACUCUACACGAACACAGAGGAACCAGAAAAGAGCUUGAAGUAUGCUCAGUAUGAGAUGUGUGUUCGCUGGAUGCAGCUGGGUGCCUUUUACCCCUUCUCCAGGAACCACAACACCAUUGGGACCAGAAGACAAGAUCCAGUAUCCUGGGAUAAAAACUUUGAGGAUAUUUCCAGAAGUGUGCUGGAGACCAGAUACACGCUGUUGCCUUAUCUCUACACCUUGAUGUACAAGGCCCACAAGGAGGGCAGCACAGUUGUGCGGCCUCUUCUCCAUGAAUUUCUGGCAGACCGGGAGACCUGGAACAUAGACAAACAGUUCCUGCUGGGUCCAGCCUUCUUAGUCAGCCCUGUGCUGGAGCUUAAUGCCAGAAACGUCACUGCAUAUUUCCCUAAAGGCCAGUGGUAUGAUUAUUACACG
This is a messenger RNA of Grammomys surdaster, 4536 nucleotides long. Its product is annotated as maltase-glucoamylase, intestinal-like. NCBI's taxonomy places the organism in Eukaryota, Metazoa, Chordata, Mammalia, Rodentia, Muridae. Gene Ontology annotation, molecular function: carbohydrate binding; alpha-1,4-glucosidase activity. The record is from RefSeq and is a predicted model, not a curated record. Gene Ontology annotation, biological process: carbohydrate metabolic process. The annotation marks the transcript as partial. The transcript is spliced from 38 exons.